UCAGACCAUAGAAAAAUUUCACAACCAUGCAGACAGAGAGGACAGCGUUAAUGAAGUAAUCUCUCCUGACACCAGUGUAUCAAUCUUCAGUUGGCAAGUGAAUACCUAUGGUCAAGAAAAACCAUCUGUUCAUUUGGGAGUGUUUGACAUCAAUCGCUGGUAUCACGCCCAAAUGCCAGACUCACUGAGGCCAGAAGAAUUGCUUCAUGAUUGCCCCUAUUUUGCACUGUGGUCACUGGAUCCUGUAAUAAGCAUGACUUCUCCAAACCUCAUUUUGGAUAUUCUGGUACACGAGCGUAGUCUAAGUCGGGGGGUUCCUCCUUCUUAUCCACCACCUGAACAGUUUUUUAAUCCAAGCACCUAUAAUUUUGAUGUGACGUGCUUGCUCAACUCGGGAGUUGUUCACAUGACUUGCACGGGCUUCCAGAAGGAGACCCUGAAGUUUUUGAAGAAAUCUGGUCCUUUAAUAAGUGAAGCCAUUCGUGACAGCUACACUCGGUGUCUUGUCGCUGGCUUGCUGUCUCCAAGACUGGUUGAUGUCCAGCCAUCCAGUCUGAGUCAGGAGGAGCAGUUAGAAGCAGUGUUGUCAGCUGCUGUGCAAACUGGUUCUUUAGAACUUCUGACGGGAUGCAUUAAACACUGGACUUGUGAAGAGCAGCCAAGUUCUGCUGUAAAUUUACGGUUUGUUCUGGAGUGGACGUGGAACAAAGUGAUCUGUACAAAAGAUGAACUGGACCAAAUAUGUGUUCCGCUGUUUGACGGCUCCUGCAACUUCAUUGACCCACAGACAUUACAGUCCCUUCAGCACUGCCAGCUGCUGCUGAGCAACCUCAGCACAGUCCUGAACUGUUUUCUAACAGAAGCCCGAGAGCUGACUGAGAAAGGUUUUUCAGACUUGACAAAUAAGCAGAUGGUAACCAGCCUCAUUUCUUUGUAUGCACAAGUGGUGAUCUGGUUCUGUCGGUCCAAUCUCCUUCCCGAGAGUUUAGAGGAUCACGUCCAUUUGUCCAGACCUUUCUAUGAUUACCCUUUGAUUCAGAGCUACUAUACAGGUCACCGAGAGAAACUCGAGCGCUUAUCAAGAGGCAAAUGGGAUUCUGAUUGCUUGCUGAUUGAUGGAAUGGUUUCCCAGUUGGGAGAGGAAGUGGAGAAGUUGUGGCAGAGGGAUGAAGGCGGCACUGGGAAAUACCCACCUGUUAGUUUACAUGCACUGCUGGAUCUCUAUUUGCUAGAAAGCAUUGAAGAGAGCGACAAACAUGCAAUUACAAUUUACUUGCUGCUGGAUAUUAUGCAUUCCUCUCCAAAUAAAACAGAGACUUCAAUUGACUCCUUUCCAACUGCCUUUGCUAUCCCUUGGGGUCUUGUUAAGCUGAUUCAAGGCUUUUGGCUCCUAGAUCACAAUGAUUAUGAAAAUUCCCUGGCCCUGCUCUUCCAUCCAGCUACAAUCAAGACUGUGUCAUGGCAACACAUGAGGAUAAUUCAGUCCCUCAUGUGCCAGGGGGAGCACAGGAGAGCCCUCAGGUACAUGCAGAUGAUGAAGCCGUCGAUGUCCAGCAGCAGUGAAGUGCGGCUCUUCCUCACCGUGUUGCUGUCCAAUAGGUGCAUGGUGGAGGCUUGGGGUCUGUUGCAGCAGCACACCACCAAGUUAAACAUAGAAGAGCUGCUCAAGCACAUGUAUGAAAUCUGUCAGGAGAUGGGGCUGAUGGAGGAUUUGCUGAAGCUGCCCUUCACAGACACAGAAAAAGAGUGUUUGGAGAAGUUUUUACAGACCAAAGCUGGUGUUCAGAAUCAUGAAUUCCUCUUGGUCCACCAUCUGCAGCGUGCCAACUACAUCCCAGCACUCCAGCUGAAUCAGUCCAUGAAGGCCAAUCUGACAAAUGAUCGUGAUCCUCGCUUGAGAGAGAGAGCAGUUACCAGAAAUUCUCUGUUAGACCACUAUAUCAAGAUCCUCCCCACAGUUCAGAGGAAGCUGGCAGUAGAGAGAGCCAAGCCGUACCGUUUGCCUUCAUCGGUCCUAAGAGAAGGUAAUUUUAGAGAAGGGAAAUAGGAUGUGCAGCCAGGCACCACUUGG
Passer montanus (Eurasian tree sparrow) is the source of this 2071-nucleotide messenger RNA. RefSeq names its product protein ELYS-like. NCBI's taxonomy places the organism in Eukaryota, Metazoa, Chordata, Aves, Passeriformes, Passeridae. Bases 173 to 2047 code for a protein of 624 amino acids. The transcript has 17 exons. The record is from RefSeq and is a predicted model, not a curated record.